This is a messenger RNA of Uncinocarpus reesii 1704, 1251 nucleotides long. RefSeq lists its product as uncharacterized. The transcript is spliced from 3 exons. The coding region runs from base 1 to 1251 and encodes 416 amino acids. Lineage: Eukaryota; Fungi; Ascomycota; Eurotiomycetes; Onygenales; Onygenaceae. The record is from RefSeq and is a predicted model, not a curated record.
AUGGCUUCCGGCUUUCGAAGACUCCUUGCAGACCAUACUUCCCUUCAUAACUCCGACCUCCCGCCAAACUAUCUCUUCCCUCCUUCGACCACUCACUCUUCCAUUCCCGAUGAUCUACGACAGCUCACGAUCUUCCUCGCCGGACCACCAGUAACACCCUACUCCCAGGGUCUAUGGCGCCUGCACCUCCGAAUUCCAGAAGAUUAUCCCAGAAGCCCACCAAAGGCGGCAUUCAAGACGCGGAUAUGGCACCCGAAUGUGGAAGAGUCAACGGGCGCGACGAUAUCGUGCCUACUUAUUCAUCCCAACCCGGACUCGGCUUUGAAUUCUGCAGCUGGUGCACUUUUGCAAGACGAUUACGAGGCGUUUGCGCGUCAGGCGAAGCUAAUGACAUCGAUACAUGCGCCCGUCCCACCGCACUUGAAAGAGUUGGUAUCCGGAGCGAAGCGAAGGGGUGAGGAUCCAAGUGCAAAACUCGAGGAAAACACACAACUAUCGGUAUCUGUUCAAACGAGCAAGACGACAAGAACGACGUCUUCUGUGGUGAUGAAGAGAAAAAUCUCCUCCGUGGGACCAACAUCCACAUCCAAUUUGGAUAUUAGACUUAAGAGCGAUUGCUUACCGGAAGAGGGGUUACCAGCCCAACCAGAGGAAGAGCCGGAAUCUGACGGCGAAUGUGGCAGUGCAUCAAAAGAAAACGACCCUUCACUGUCCCCUUCUCCCGUCAUUAUGCCAGCCCCCAGCCCGCGCAAAAGUAUUCUUGGCAAGCGACCGCUUGCUGCUAUUGCGCCGCCCGAGUCAGAUGAGAUUGUCGUCAUCAAUGACGACGACCAGCGUGACUUCAACUCUCUCAGUGCGUCCGAGAGGAAUAUUGUUUCGAAUAUAACCAGCAGUGACUAUAAUCAAUUACGAACCCCACAACGCAAAUCUCCUAAGCUUUCCGAGCUGGGAAGAGGGUCCAUUAAAGCGCCUUCUCGAUUUCAUAUUUCAAGUGAUGUCUGCAACAAACCCGGCGAUAUAUUCAAGGGAAAUAUCGCUGCGAGUUCGGCUCGAAACGUCCGACAGUUACCUGUCCCCGAUCCAUUUCCUAUGUCCAAUGAUUCAAAUUCCUCUCUUUCCUGUAGUGGCCUCGGUUUGUCCAAUGCUGCCUACGAAGAUCCAUCUAAACACUCCAGAAGAAUACCUAUCGCCCGUAAGGUUCCAGGUUCUGGGGUCAAAACGAAACCGCGAACUGGACUUCGACGGUUAUAA